Messenger RNA from Paraphaeosphaeria sporulosa, 1059 nucleotides. RefSeq lists its product as uncharacterized. The transcript is spliced from 6 exons. The record is from RefSeq and is a predicted model, not a curated record. The coding region runs from base 115 to 1059 and encodes 314 amino acids. Lineage: Eukaryota; Fungi; Ascomycota; Dothideomycetes; Pleosporales; Didymosphaeriaceae.
GUGCGGUCUCGAAGACCUUAUUCUAGUUCCUCGAAAUCACGCCCGUUCUCGUUGCAUUGAGCAGACAAACACAUUGAGCCCUCACAUUGCCAGGCUUCCACUAUCCCUAGAACCAUGAAAGCCGUCGUGAUCGAGCAACCUGGUGCCCCCUUCAUCCUGCCCACCAUUGCCGUCCCUUCUCCUGCCCCCGGUGAGAUUCUCAUCAAAGUUCUCGGCUGUGGCGUUUGCCUUUUCCGAUUACUUCGGCCAGCAAGGUGGAUUUGGCACCUUCCUCGGAUCCCCGAGCACGAAGUCAUCGGGUCGUGGAGUCUGGGGGGGAAGGUGGGCGGUGGGUGGCAUUGCGGUUACGAUGGGACGUGUGCGGGGUGUCAGGGUGUUAAUGGGGUGACGAGGGAUGGCGGGCGUGUCUUCGCUUUUUGUCAUGCAGAGGACUGUGUGCUGAGAUGUGAAGCGGUAAUUAGGAUUCCCGAGGACGCGGAUCUGGUCGCAUACGCGCCGUUGAUGGCGGUCGGGCCUAGGGCUACUAUUGGUGAGUAUGCUACUUGCCGUCACUCUUGCUUUCCAACAAUCGUCAGCUAUUCAAGGGAUUGGCGGCCUGGGUCAUCUGAGCAUUCAGUCGCGCCGUCAACAUCCGACUCAAAGAGAGGCUUUGCAAUGCAGCUCGGUGCCACCAACUACGUUGACACAAGUAAGCGGGAUGCAGCGAAUGAGCUGCAGGAUAUGGGUGGCGCGAGUCUCAUCGUUGUUACGGCGCCGAACGCGUAUAUUAUUAGCGGGUUGGUGGGUGCACUGGGGAGGUUGGGCAAGCUGUUGAUACUUGCGCGCAAUUCUGCUCUAUCUUGGUCCUUCUUAUCUCGUGGGCUCAAGCUUGAAAUCGGAGGCUCAGUGCAUGUUUGGCCUGCCGGGCAUGCGCUGGAUAGCGAGGAGGCAAUUGACUUCGCAAAACGGCAGGGCGUGAAGUGUAUGGAAGAGAAAUUUCUGCUGGAGAUGGUCGAGAAAGCGAUCAAGGCUUUGACGAGCAAUGCUGUCAGGUUCAGGAGUGUCCCUGUGAUAGAGUGA